GCCGCCGGAGCCAGAGAAGGGGCAGCCGCGGCGCCGGGCACGGCGCAGCUCCGGCGGGAGCCGGGAAACGAUUUCUGCCAGCGGGACGCCGGGGAGCCGCCCGCCGCGGCGCGGAGCCUUGGAGGAGCGGGCCGGGAGCUGAGGGGGGCGGAGGAGGCGGAGGCGAGCGGGGCGCCGAUGGAGCGGGCGCUGGGGCUGCCCGCAGAAGAGGACCUCUUCCACAAGAGCCUCGCCGCCUCGGCCAAGCGCAUGGAGUCCGCCUUCCGCUCGCCCCCGGGGCUCGACCUUUCCCACCCCCGCGACCGCCAGCCCUCGCCGCUCGCCUGCUACGAGGCGUCGGAGCCCGAGGCGCUGCUGCAGCCCGGAGUCGGCGGCGACCCGCUGGCGCUGCCGCCGGGCUCCGUCUGCGUCAAGUACGGCGAGAGCGCCAGCCGCAGCUCGGUGGCCGAGAGCAGCGGCGGCGAGCAGAGCCCCGACGACGACAGCGACGGCCGCUGCGAGCUGGUGCUGCGCGGCGCCGGGGGGGACCCGCGCGUGGCCUCGCCGGCGGCGGGCGGCGGCGGAGGGGGGGGCGGGGGGCUGAAGGCGGCCGAGGGCAGCUGCUCCAACAGCCACGGGCACGGCGGCAGCAAGAAGUCCAAGGAGCAGAAGGCGCUGCGGCUCAACAUCAACGCGCGGGAGCGGCGGCGGAUGCACGACCUGAACGACGCGCUGGACGAGCUGCGGGCGGUCAUCCCCUACGCGCACAGCCCCUCGGUGCGGAAGCUCUCCAAGAUCGCCACGCUCCUCCUGGCCAAGAACUACAUCCUGAUGCAGGCGCAGGCCCUGGAGGAGAUGCGGCGCUUGGUGGCUUAUCUCAACCAGGGCCAGGCCAUCUCGGCCGCCUCCCUGCCCAGCUCCGCCGCGGCGGCGGCGGCGGCGGCGGCGGCGCUGCACCCCGCCCUCGGCGCCUACGAGCAGGCGGCCGGCUACCCCUUCAGCGCCGGGCUGCCCCCCGCCACCUCCUGCCCGGAGAAAUGUGCCAUCUUCAACAGCGUCUCCUCCAGCCUCUGCAAACAGUGCACGGAGAAGCCUUAAGCGCCGCCGCCGUGGCCGCCCCCCGCCGCCGCCGCG
Messenger RNA from Melospiza melodia melodia, 1113 nucleotides. It is a transcript of the gene BHLHE22, whose product is annotated as basic helix-loop-helix family member e22. Bases 178 to 1077 code for a protein of 299 amino acids. The record is from RefSeq and is a predicted model, not a curated record. Gene Ontology annotation, biological process: positive regulation of transcription by RNA polymerase II; sensory organ development; axon development. The transcript has a single exon. NCBI's taxonomy places the organism in Eukaryota, Metazoa, Chordata, Aves, Passeriformes, Passerellidae. Gene Ontology annotation, cellular component: nucleus. Gene Ontology annotation, molecular function: E-box binding; DNA-binding transcription factor activity, RNA polymerase II-specific; protein dimerization activity.